Solanum dulcamara is the source of this 714-nucleotide messenger RNA. RefSeq lists its product as uncharacterized. Gene Ontology annotation, molecular function: acyltransferase activity, transferring groups other than amino-acyl groups. The transcript has a single exon. NCBI's taxonomy places the organism in Eukaryota, Viridiplantae, Streptophyta, Magnoliopsida, Solanales, Solanaceae. Bases 95 to 646 code for a protein of 183 amino acids. The record is from RefSeq and is a predicted model, not a curated record.
CAAUGAUCUAUAGAAAUUAUACCAUCUAUAACCUCUAAAAAACCUUCAUUGUUUUUAGCUUCAAAUAUUUUCAUUUUUUUUUAAUCUUGAGACAAUGGAAUCUAAUUCAUCCCCUAACAAAAAAGAUGACAUAAUAAGUUUCAGGUUAUUAGACCUGACAGAUGUUGAUGAUUUUAUGGAAUGGUUUGGUGAUGACAAGGUUAGUAAAUUUUGUUCAUGGGAUACUUUCAAAUCCAAAGAAGAUGCCAUGUCAUAUGUUGUUGAUGUUGCAAUACCACAUCCAUGGUUCAGAGCAAUUUGUUUAAAUGGCAAACCAAUUGGUUCAAUUUCAGUAUCCCCUUUUCAUGCUAAUGAAAAAUGUAGGGCUGAACUUGGUUAUGUGUUGGGAUCAAAGUAUUGGGGAAAAGGUAUUGCCACAAAAGCAGUGAAGAUGGCGGCGUCCGCCAUUUUCGUCGAGUGGCCCCACUUAGAGAGACUUGAAGCUGUGGUAGAUGUUGAUAAUCCAGGAUCACAAAGGGUAUUGGAAAAAGCUGGUUUUAAGAAAGAAGGUGUUUUGAGGAAGUAUUAUCUUCUUAAAGGGAUACCAAAAGAUAUUGUUAUGUUUAGUCUUUUAUCUACUAAUGAACAAGUUACCUAUUUUAUGUAAGUAAGUUUGUAAAAUCUUUUAAUUAAUUAUUUGGUUUCUUAUCAAUCAUAAGAAUGUUAUUGACUGUG